UGUCAGACGUAUGGGGCUAUGGCCUAACGGAACAUGUAGACGAUUUCUGUUAACUACUGACAGAGAGAUAUCAGGUUCAGAGUGAAGCUAUACCCACCAGAUGGGCCGUUAUGGGAUGUGGAUUCGAUGAGGAAAUACUAGGUCGCCUCGACCUGUGCACACUUGUGAUUGCCAUGUUGGUGAUUGACGUCACUGUCUAACUUUGCGUCUGCCAAGUGUGAACAUUGUGGGGGACUAAGUCGAGACACUUGCAAUGAUGGGGACUGUGCCUUAGGAAGGGAGAGAAAUGAAAAUAAAAAUAGAAUAACGACAGUCAUACUCCUAUAUUUAAAGAUUCUUUUCUGUUUCUUAACGUGCAACUUCAGGUCGUCCUGGGUAAAAACGAGAAAGAUGUGACCUAAUCAUGACAACGCUCUGCUAUGUGUGUCUCUAGACAGCUUGGACAAUUUAUAUGUAAUUAGUUUUUUAGUUAGAGAGAGAGUAGGCAAAACAAAAAUCUUAUUAGCACUUUCAAACAAAGAAACCGUCUUUGCAAAACGACAAGUGAAAUUUUCUUUUCUUGAACAAAAAGGUGGAAAAAUUAUCAUCAACUAUGUAUUUCAGUAGCAGCUGUUAUUCUAUACAGGUCUGUGUAUCGAAUGAAGAUUAAUUUACUUAAGCGCUAUUCUGCUACGUGUGGACUAUCAGACCCUGAAGCACAAUGGCGCCCAAGCUGACAAGCAGUGAAGAGUUGUUCUUCCUUCGCGAUAUCAGCCAACAGAAGGCCAAGCUCCUGGCCCCGGCUAUAGCGUACACUGUGGUCCUGAUGAUCGUCGGCACGAUCGGUAAUCCCAUAGCAAUCUACAUCUAUGGUUGGAAAUGGAAGAAUACUACCACUAGAGUGUUUCUGUUGUGCCUGGCUGUGCUUGAUCUCAUUAAUUGCGUCAUCACAAUGCCCACAGAGAUCUGCUUGAUGGUCGACUUCUAUUACUUUCCCAGCGGGAAUUUCUGCAUGAUUUCCCGUUUCGUCACGUACUUCAUCAACAACGCCACGUCUGCUGUCUUCCUUUUCAUCGCCUCGGAUCGAUACUUCCGCAUUUGUCGCCCCCACGGCUGGAACUUCUCAGUGUCGACGGCAAAGAUGGCCUGCGCCGUGUCGCUGGGUAUAGGGACCGCGGUCUCCUGGCCCGCGAUUGUGAUCUACGGCAACAAGACCGUUGUACUGACCGUGCGGGGCGCCGGGGCGAACACCAGCGAGGUCCUAAACGUGACGGGCGUGCUGUGUAACGUGAAGAACGGCUUGGAUGGCGGCCUGAUGUCAGAAAUGUUCUUCAAUUAUCUCUGGUGCGGCUUCAUCAUCUGCCUUAUCAUUCUCUCCUUUUUUUACAUACUCAUCGGCAGGGCGAUACUGAAACGAUGGCGAUUUAAAAAGAGAAUGCAUGCCGCUAAUGCGUCACCUCAAAACGACAAGAUGCAAAUGCUGCUUGUUAGAACGAAACACGCCCUUAGGUCUGCAUCGUCGGCCCCACCAAAAGAUGAACGCGAAGGUGUUGAUGUAACAAGUUCUUUUCCCCAAAGAGCUGAUAGUCGGCGGCAACUUCUGACACCCAAUAAACAAAUUAAGAGUACGCCUAUCAAUGCCAAAGAAAUUAGCGUUAUUCAAAUAUCUACAUUUAUUGAUACAUCGGACACGCCUAAUGGAAAACGCCAAGAAGUCUUAGACCAGACCAUGGAUAAUUACAAGGGCGUUAAUCAGAAAAAUGGUGAUGGUGUUCAAAAACAGAUUUUGGAGGAUGAGUUCCAGGCCUUGGUAGAAGAAAACGCUCUGAAUUCUGAUCAACAGACCUGCAUUCGGGCGGAUUCAUCUAGCGACCCCAUUGGUUGCGUGCAGGUCAACUGCGCUGCGGUCAACACCUGGCGUACCAAAGUGCCCAGGUCGACGCUAAUGCUCUUCGCCAUCACCGCAGUCUUCAUCUUGACAUUCCUUCCAUUCCUCGUCAUCAUUAGCAUACGUCAGCGUGUGGGGCGAGGGUUCUACCAGUCCCUGACGGCCUGCGAAGAACUCUUAGUGCACAUAUUCUCCAGGUCAUACCUGGUCAACAACUGCGCAAAUCCGAUUGUGUACGGGCUCGUAAAUGUACAGUUCAGGACUGAGGUAAAGAGCAUGUUUGAAGGACUAACAAGGGGAAGAAAAUCUCGCGACGUCACAAGUGUAGAUGGUGGUCUCCCUUCAUGAGACUAAUGGAUCAUCCAUUAGUGACGUCCAAGCGAACAAAAAAAAAGUGUGGAAAUAAAAGUAGUUCCUUUUGUGAAUCCAAAAUGUUUGUGUACACUAGACUAGAACUUUAGAUAGUGGCCCUUCACAUUUUGUGUUUCUCGUUGUGUAUCCUCCUCCUGUUUAAGCUUCUUGUUUUGUUUUAAUCUUUGUCCUGAACUUGAGAUU
Molecule: messenger RNA, 2422 nt
Organism: Biomphalaria glabrata
Lineage: Eukaryota; Metazoa; Mollusca; Gastropoda; Planorbidae
Exons: 4
Coding region: 701-2215 (504 amino acids)
Biological process (GO): G protein-coupled receptor signaling pathway
Cellular component (GO): membrane
Molecular function (GO): G protein-coupled receptor activity
Source: RefSeq, a predicted model, not a curated record